Mytilus trossulus (common blue mussel) is the source of this 6100-nucleotide messenger RNA. Its product is annotated as cytosolic Fe-S cluster assembly factor NUBP2 homolog. The transcript is spliced from 9 exons. Gene Ontology annotation, biological process: iron-sulfur cluster assembly. The record is from RefSeq and is a predicted model, not a curated record. Gene Ontology annotation, cellular component: cytosol. The coding region runs from base 1 to 960 and encodes 319 amino acids. Gene Ontology annotation, molecular function: ATP binding; ATP-dependent FeS chaperone activity; 4 iron, 4 sulfur cluster binding. Lineage: Eukaryota; Metazoa; Mollusca; Bivalvia; Mytilida; Mytilidae.
AUGUACUUCAAACGUUUAGACGACUCUAUUCAAAUGGCUAGUCCAAAUGAUAACGAGGUAGCUCAAAUGUCUGUCCCAGUUAAAAAAAGGCGGCUAGGUAGUGACUAUUCAUCACCACUCCUCCUUACAACCAGCAGCAUACAUGUAGCAUCAGAAGUGAAUCUGUCAGACCAUUUGUCAAGUGUUAAACAUGUUAUCUUGGUAUUAUCUGGUAAAGGAGGUGUUGGGAAGAGUACUGUGGCUACACAGUUAGCAGUAGGAUUGAAACUAAAGGGCAAAAAAAUUGGUCUAUUAGAUGUAGACCUAUGUGGUCCAAGUGUGCCAAAAAUGUUUGCUGUGGAAGGCAAAGAUAUUCAUCAGUGUCCAGAAGGGUGGUUACCUGUUUAUGUUGACAAGGAACAACAGCUAGGUGUCAUGUCAAUAGCUUUCUUGUUAGAGGGUAAGGACGAUGCUGUUGUUUGGAGAGGGCCAAAGAAAACAGCAAUGAUAAAGCAAUUUCUGAGUGAUGUUGUAUGGAGAGAUAUUGACUACUUAAUCAUUGACACACCACCAGGAACAUCUGAUGAACAUCUGUCUGUUAUUGAUAAUCUGAAGGCUUAUAAUCCAGACGGAGCUAUUCUCGUUACAACACCACAAGCAGUGGCUGUAGGCGAUGUAGUUAGAGAGUUAACUUUCUGUAAAAAAACACACAUACCAAUUAUUGGUCUUAUCGAAAAUAUGAGUGGAUUUGUAUGCCCUCAUUGUACAGAGUGUACAAAUGUAUUUUCCAAAGGUGGAGGAGAAUCCCUGGCUAAGAAAUACCAUAUUCCUUUCUUGGGAUGCAUUCCACUGGACCCACAACUAACACAGUGUUUGGAGGAGGGAAAGAGUUUUUUAGAACAUUGUAAAUCUUCACCCACAGUGACUGCCUUAAACAAAGUGAUUGAAAAACUAAUAUUAGUAGAUCGAGAUUUUCUGUAGUGUUGUGACUUAGAUUUUUCUGGACAAUUUGCUGCAUGUUAUUAAUGCAAGUGUUUGUGAAACACAGUAUUAUAAUACAACAAAGUAAAAUGUUGACAACAUACAUAUCAUUUAGGAAAUACUAAGAUGCUAUACAUGCAACAUCAAGAUUUUGUAUAAUAUUUUUUAGAAGUUACUGAUGGUUCCUCUUUGUUGCUAUCAAAAAUUCUAUAAAAUCAAAAUUAAAUGAAUCAAAUUUUGUAGUCAAUACAUGACUUUACAAGAAAAUGAAUAGAAAAUGAAUUAAAGUACUACUUUAUUUUACAUAAAUAUUUUGAAAUGCUGUGAGCCCUUUUAGUCCAAUAACUUUGAGAGUGAAAUUCACGCAGAUGAGUAAGAAAUUCAAGUUCUUUCAUUUUUGUUUAAAAAUUUCAAUUUUUGAAUUGUGGAUUAAAAAUCAAAAUGAUGGCAAGUAGUUCAAACAAACAUAAUAAAAUUUCCUUUUUAGCUCACCUGGCCAAAAAGGCCAAGUGAGCUUUUCUCAUCACUUGACGUCCGUUGUCCGUCGUCGUCAGGCGUUAACUUUUACAAAAAUCUUCUCCUCUGAAACUACUGGGCCAAAUUUAACCAAACUUGGCCACAAUCAUCAUUGAUGUAUCUAGUUUAAAAUUUGUAUUUUUUUACCCUGCCAACCAACCAAGAUGGCUGCCAUGGCUAAAAAUAGAACAUAGGGGUAAAAUGCAGUUUUUGGCUUAUAACUCAAAAACCAAAGCAUUUAGAGCAAAUCUGACAUGGGGUUAAUUUGUUUAUCAGGUCAAGAUCUAUCUGCCCUAAAAUUCUAUAUGAAUCAGACAACCCAUUGUUGGGUUGCUGCCCCUAAAUUGGUAAUUUUAAGGAAAUUUUACUGUUUUUGGUUAUUAUCUUGAAUAUUAUUAUAGAUGGAGAUAAACUGUAAACAGCAAUAAUGUUCAGCAAAGUAAGAUUUACAAAUAAGUCAACAUGAUCUAAAUGGUCAGUUAACCCCUUUAGGAGUUAUUGCCCUUUAUAGUAAAUUUUUAACCAUUUUUCGUAAAUCUCCAUGAUCUUUUACAAAAAUCUUCUCUGAAACUACUGGGCCAAAUUAAUCCAAACUUGGCCACAAUCAUCUUUGGGGUAUUAAGUUUAAAAAAUGUGUCCGGUGAACCAGCAUCAAACCAAGAUGGCUGCCACGGCUAAAAAUAGAACAUGAAGGUUAAAUGCAGUUUUUGGUUAUUACUCAAAAACCAAAGCAUUUAGAGCAAAUCUGAAAAGGAGUAAAAUUGUUUAUCUGGUCAUGAUCUAUCUGCCCUGAAAUUUUAAGAUGAAUGGGACAACCCGUUGUUGGGUUGCUGCCCCUGAAUUGGUAAUUUUAAGGAAAUUUUGCUGUUUUUGGAUAUUAUAUUGCAUAUUAUUAUGGAUAAAGAUAAACUGUAAACAACAAAAAUGUUCAGCAAAGUAAGAUUUACAAAUAAGUCAACAGGACCAAAAUGGUCAGUUGACCCCUUUAGGAGUUAUUGCCCUUUAUAGUCAAUUUUUAACCAUUUUUUGUAAAUCUUAGUUAACUUUUACAAAAAUUUUCUUAUCUGAAACUACUGGGCCAAAUUUUACCAAACAUAGCCAGAAUCAUUAUUAGGCUAUCUAGUUUAAAAAAUUGUGUUUUGUGACCUGGCAAACCAACCAAGAUGGCUGCUAUGGCUAAAAAUAGAACAUAGGGGUAAAAUGCAGUUUUUGGCUUAUAACUCAAAAACCAAAGCAUUUAGAGCAAAUCUGACAAGGGGUUAAAUUGUUUAUCUGGUCAAGAUCUGUCUGCCCUGAAAUUUUUAGAUGUAUCAGACAACUCGUUGUUAGGUUGCUUCCCCUAAAUUGGUAAUUUUAAGGAAAUUUUGCUGUUUUGGGUUAUUAUCUUGAAUCUUAUUAUAGAUAGAGAUAAACUGUAAACAGCAAUAAUGCACAGCAAUUUAAGACUCAAAAAUAAGUCAAAAUGACCAAAAUGGUCAAUUGACCCCCUAAGAAGUUAUUGUCCUUUAUAAUAAAUUUUUAACAAUUUUCAUAAAAUUUGUAAAUUUUUACUAACAUUUUCCACUGAAACUACACGGACAAGUUCUUUAUAGAUAGAGAUAAUUGUAAGCAACAAGAAUGUUCAGUAAAGUAAGAUGUACAAACACUUCACAAUCACCUAAACACAAUUUUGUCAUGAACUGUCUGCUUCCUUUGUUCACAUAUACCAAGGUGAGCGACACAGGCCCUUUAGAGCCUCUAGUUUAAGAUCUAUUUUUUAUUUCUUUACAUUUUAAAUAGAACUAAAUAUUCAUUGGACCAUUCUCAAGUAGUCCUCGUAAAACUGAGCUAAUCUUACAGGGCAUGUUUGGAUGGAUCCAUGUCCAAUAACCCUAUGAUGCCAUGCAGGGUCAAAAUGUGUCUCACCUUUUCUUCCUAGAUUUUAAAAAUGAUAGACAACUAAAAGAGGGUGUAUAUUUAGAAGUAUAAUUGUUUAGAGACUAUCCAUUUUGAUUGUUUCCGGAGUUGAGCAUUGUUGCAUUUGUUGUUCUACUUUUAUUUCAUUGAAAAUGUUAUUUGUUUAAAACAGACAAGUGAUUUUUGAUGUGAGGCUGUGGGGACAUUUUCUUUACAGGAAAAGCCAUUCACCUAUCAACCAAAUGAGAAAUAUCUUACAGGAUAUCAAUUCUAUUUGGAACUUUUAUAAAGCAUAUUUAUCUAUUGAUAAUUGUUAAAGUUUGUUUAGGCUUCUUGGCUUUUAUCAUCUAUAAGCUUAAACAAAAUAACAUUUAUAUAUGAAUUAGAUUAAAUAAGAGACUAAAGUCUUUGGCAGCACAUGUGCAAAAAAAGAAAUAUAUAUAUUAUUUUUAUUUUUUUCAUCAUUCUUUCAAUGAUAAGUGAAACUGAGUAAAAAUGAAUAUUAAGUUUGUUUUUUGUAAUUUAUAUUGAAUCACAACUAGUUUAUUGCCUUCACAGAAAUGAAAAGUGGUACAGGAUUAUUUAGAUAUUUGCUCAAUGGUUAUUAAGAAGAUGUGCAAUAUCAUGAAUGGAAAGUGAAAGAUGAUAAGAUGGUUCAGGAUAUAAAAUCUCAUUUAAUGUUCAGCAUAUUUAGUGAUGAGUGGGAUUAUAUACUUAGGUUUCAGUGUAUGUUUCAUCUUAAUGUCUCCUGUAUGAGACAGUGCUGAGAAAUAGAAGUAACUGUUUCAUUUAAACAUAACUUAGAUAUAUAGAUGGUUCUUAAAAAUGCUAAAUCCAAACCUGAGUUCUGAAAAAAAUAGUCAAGAUUUUUGGGCCCAGUUUUCAAGUUGGUCCAAAUCAGGGUUCAAAAUUAAACUUUGUUUGAUAAAAAAACAAGAGGCUCUCAAGAGCCUGAAUCGCUCACCUUAAUUUUUUUGAUUAAAUCUCUCAUCAAUGAUUAUUUUGGCUUUUCAAUUUAUUUAAAUGUUCUUUGGAUCGUCCUAUUUUCUUCAAAAGCAAAAAAAAUAAAUCAUUUUCUCCUAUGUUCUAUUUUAGCCAUAGGAGCUAUGUUUCUUGACAUACAAGGAAAUAAAAUAUAAAAUUUACACUAGAUACUCUGAAACUCAUUUAGCCUAAGUUUGGCUGAAAUUGAUACAGCAGUUUCAAAGGAGAAGAUUUUUUAAAGUAAGUCAACAUGAUGAAGAAAUUGUGAAAAAGUCUUUAAAGGGCAAUAACUCCUUAAGGGGUCAAUUGCCAAUUUUGGUCAAAUUGACUUAUUUGUAGAUCUUACUUUGCGUAACAUUUUUGCUAUUAACAGUUUAUCUGUAUCUAUAAUAAUAUUCAAGAUAAUAACCAAAAACUUCAAAAUUUCUUUAAAAUCAUCAAUUCAGGGGCAUUAUACCUGAAAAACCAGUUACCCAAUUCGCAUGAAAAUUUCAGGACAGGUAGACCUUGACCUAAUAAAUACUUUAACUUCUUGUCUCAUUUGCUCUAAAUGCUGGAGUUUUUUAGAUAUAAGCCAAAAACUGCAUUUUACCCUGUGUUCUAUUUUUAGCCAUGACAGCCAUGUUUUUUGACGAAAUAGAAAAUAAAACACAAACUUUAUUUUAUACUCCCUACUGAUCAUUCAGUUGAAGUUUGGUUGAAUUUGGUUGAGUAGUUUUAGAGGAGAAGAUUUUUUAAAGUUAGCAAAGAUGAUGAACAAAUUGUGAAAAAUUGUCAUUAAAGGACAAUAACUCCUUAAGGGGUCAAUUGACAAUUUUGGUCAUUUUAACUUAUUUGUAGAUCUUACUUUGCUGAUCAUUUUUGCUGUUUACAGUUUAUCUUUAUCUAUAAUAAUAUUCAAGAUAAUGACCAAAAACUGCAAAAUUUCCUUAAAAUUACCAAUUAAGUGGCAGCAACCCAACAAUGGGUUUGUUUGAUUCUUCUGAAAAUUUCAGGGCUGAUAGAUCUUGACCUAAUGAACAUUUUUACCCCAUGUCAGAUUUGCUCUAAAUGCUUUUGUUUUUGAGAUAUAAGUCAAAAACUGCAUUUGACCCCUAUGUUCUAUUUUUAGCAAUGGCGACCAUGUUUGUUGAUAGAUAAAACUUCGGAUACAAUUUAUAAACUAGAUACCCUAAGGAACACUCAGUUAAAGUUUGGAAGUAUUUGGCCUUGUAGUUUCAGAGGAGAAGAUUCUUGAAAUAGUUUACGACGACAGACGACGACGGACGCCAAGUGAUGGCAUAAGCUCACUUGGCCCUUCGGGCCAGGUGAGCUAAAAUUGAAUUUAGGAUUGUAGGCUCCUUUACCAAAUUGAUCCACAUGUUCAAUUUCAAAUAUUUCAGUUCUUUGACCACAUUUAUUUUGUGUCACAAACCUAUGCUGUGUCAAAUAUUCAACCACAAUCCAAAAUCAGAGCUGUUUUAAGCUUAAAUGUACUUGCUCUACUGUUCAUGGUUAGACCUUUCCGGGGUUUCCUGUCACUCUGACAGCCUCUUAUAUAAAACUUAAAUCAGAGGUUUUGUCAGCAGUGUCUCAGACAAUUUCCAAAAUCAGUAACAAUCAAAUAUUUUUUAUAGUGCUGCUCUUUGUAAAUAUUAAUUAAUUAUAUGAGAAAUUCCAUUGCAUUUGCUCUCCAGCCUUCAUUUGUGAUGUAAGAAAGGAGUUUGUAUGUUUUAAAAAUUAAAAAUAAAAAGUAUUUGUUUUU